CCAUCUUCGCAGAAGCUGUUGUCCGGAGUCCUGACCACAGACUCCAAGAGACGCUGUGUGUUGCGCAACCUUAGGUCCGGCCGUCAUGCAGAGAGCGAUGCUGGUGCGCGUGGUGUUGGCGGCGCUGCUGCUGCUCCUGGCGGCCCCCGCGGCAACCUCGGCCAAGAAGCCGCCCUUCAACGGCAGCAUCUUCGGCAAGCGCAGCAACUACGUGGCCGAGCUCCGCGACUACGAGUCCAACGGCCGGGUGCUGUCCGCCAUGUGCGAGAUAGCGUCGGAAGCCUGCGCCUCGUGGUUCCCGCAGACGGACAAGCGAUAACGUGGACGAGGUUCAAGGUCAACACACGCUCUACCGGAGACACAAAGAUUUGUCGCUUCCCUGGAUCCAUGCAACUCACGGAGUGGUUCUUCAACUCAAGAUCUGAACAUUUUUUUAGUCGUCUUCGCCACAAUGCUAGUAAUUAAAAAAAAAAUAGUCAAUAUAUAUUUGCAAGAGAUUAUAAUUUUCCAAGCAUAUGAAAAAAUUGUUUGUAAUGUACAGGAAUGAUUUUUUUUUUAAAUUAUCAUUCUACUUGAUAACAUAUUUUAAAAUAAUAUUAAUCAUGUGUGCUGAUUUAAUUUUCUCGAUUUUGUUCGGUAGUAUUUUAAAUUUAAAUUUUUCAUCAACAGAAAACUAAUUAAUUAUAACAGCUUUAAAUCUUAAAUAUUAGAAUGUUGUACUUUCUUUAUCAAAACCAAUUUAAUAAAGCCUCUAUAAUAAACUA
Messenger RNA from Bacillus rossius redtenbacheri, 764 nucleotides. RefSeq names its product SIFamide-related peptide (gene SIFa). Lineage: Eukaryota; Metazoa; Arthropoda; Insecta; Phasmatodea; Bacillidae. The record is from RefSeq and is a predicted model, not a curated record. The transcript is spliced from 4 exons. Bases 86 to 319 code for a protein of 77 amino acids.